AUGAGCUGCCAACUCCAACUCACUUGUGGUGACGAUUUCGAACGACUUUUAAAUUCGAUGCAGAUUUUCCCGAUACCACAUAGUCGCAGUGUGUUAGACUUAAUAAAAACACGAUCACCCGAGAGAAUGUGUUCAAAGGUCUCAAAUUCAUAUUUUGUCUACAGAAAAGUGAUUAAUGAUGAAUUGAAAGAUAGAUCAAUAAAGCUGCCGAUGGCUGUCACUUCGGCAUUAACUAGCUACGGGUGGAAUAAAGCAUCCCCAGAAGUCAAGUAUGCCUACGAACAACUCUCAAAAGAGUGUGAAAAAAAUUUGAAUUUAAGACGUAAUAAAGAAUUGGUCUGGAACCCAAAGCCAAAAGAGUCGAAAAACAAAAAAAAAACAACUCGUAAAUCAAUCAAGCACCCUAUGCAUCAAUUCAUCUAA
Messenger RNA from Entrophospora sp. SA101, 423 nucleotides. The record is from the annotation of a GenBank genome assembly. NCBI's taxonomy places the organism in Eukaryota, Fungi, Glomeromycota, Glomeromycetes, Entrophosporales, Entrophosporaceae.